Messenger RNA from Exserohilum turcica Et28A, 952 nucleotides. RefSeq lists its product as uncharacterized. The transcript has 2 exons. The record is from RefSeq and is a predicted model, not a curated record. The coding region runs from base 164 to 778 and encodes 204 amino acids. Lineage: Eukaryota; Fungi; Ascomycota; Dothideomycetes; Pleosporales; Pleosporaceae.
ACCUCGACGGCGUGUAUCGUUUGGCUUCACCGGUCCAUGCGCACUGCUGCGAUCCAUGACCAAGCGGACUACAUGACCCUAGAGGUCGCGAAGUGCCACACCAUCCCAUCCACAGAACCAGCUUUCCCACGGGCUCGACGCGGUAUACCGAGGUACCCGAGCCAUGAGCGUUACCACGGAUGGGCUGAAUGACGUCUACGAAGCGCUGGAGCGCUACAGCUGGGACGAUGACAUGGAAUUCCAGGCGGGCCUGCAGGCAAUAAUAGGCAGCAACAGCACGCCAGAGCAAACGACCGAGUUGGCGUUACGGGCGCGAUGUUUCUACUAUGCAAGAAAAUACAACAAGAACAUCGACUUCGACGCCUAUAAAGCCUACCGCAACGCCCGCAACCGGCCGCCCCCCACACCGCCCAGCUCAACCAACGUGCUCGCAUCCUCCGUCAUAGACCAAGAGCUACAUUCAACUCGUAGUGAGCACACAGACGCCAAGUCCACGAAAAACACAACAGCAAAUAAUACUGCACCCGCUCCAACUACCGAACCCAGCGGCAUUCUGCCCUCAUCCAUCAAUGCAAACGAACCGCCUGCGCCGUACCCCACCAGCUUUGCGCACAUUGUAGAUUUGAUUACAAGCGGGAAGCCAGUUCCGGGUAUCAAGGAAAUCCCGCCUACUGUACUGGAAGGACAAGGAACGCAGGCGACCAAGCCAAAACGGAAGAAGCCGUGGGAGAAGGACGAGGUUGAUGUCGAAGGUGCCAAGGAGACGAGCAGUGCAUGAGCGAUCACAACGACGUGUUUGGGUGCAUAAGAAAAGCAUAGCGAUGGAGUUGUAGAAUAAAACAUGCUGCAUUCGAUUGAAGAAAGCGCAUAGUUGGUGUUGGCAAGACAUGUUACCCAAGCAUCAUAUCCACUACAAGCAAUCUGGAAUAGCAUAUAGAAGUGAAAUGGAAAC